Molecule: messenger RNA, 3402 nt
Organism: Nothobranchius furzeri (turquoise killifish)
Lineage: Eukaryota; Metazoa; Chordata; Actinopteri; Cyprinodontiformes; Nothobranchiidae
Gene: med1l
Product: mediator complex subunit 1-like
Biological process (GO): regulation of transcription by RNA polymerase II; cellular response to thyroid hormone stimulus
Cellular component (GO): mediator complex
Molecular function (GO): transcription coregulator activity; nuclear vitamin D receptor binding; nuclear retinoic acid receptor binding
Source: RefSeq, a predicted model, not a curated record
UCCCAAUUUUUGACAAAUUCCAGCAACAGAUGCUCGGUCGAUGCUCUCAAAUUCAGCAGCAAGCUAGCACCACAGCUAAAGCCAAUGAUGAAGGACGCCAUAAUUUCCAACCUGCACACCAAGUUCGCAGAGAAGACUUGGAAUGAUACUUUUCAGCUGGUUCGAAGAUGCAUGGAGAAAUCCAGAGAUGAGUCCAAACCUUGUGAACCUCUUGUUAGAGCUCUGGAAAGAAUCCAGAAGGUGCUUCAUGCUUCCUCUCUGAGCACCAUCAUGUCACGGUUGGAGAUGAUAGCCAAGCAACAAGGGAUGGGCUUCCACAUCACCGAGUCCACCUGCUACCUGACAGCUGACCUGUUUUAUGUGGAGGUGUUGCUGCUGCCAUGUGGUGAAGUGCAGGAGGUGAAGGUGGCUCCACAUGGAGAACCUCCUGCUUCCAGCAAGUUCCUUCUUCAUCUGCUGAGGUCCCAAAAUUUUGCAGAUUUCUCCGUGAGGUUGAGAUGCCUGUUUACCCAGUAUGACAUCCCCGGAGACAAUGAAAUGAAGUUAAAACUGUUGACGUCACUUCAGCAUCUCUGGAAAGACCUGCAAUUAAUAUCAGACUUGCAAAAGGAAUCUAAACAAUUUGACUCCCAAAUGGAUUUGAUCAACUACGGCAAGGUUGGCCUUUUAAUCACAGGAAAGGAAGAUUUUUCUAUGGCUCUCCAGUUUUACGCCCCGCCCACUGAUGUCCUAAAAGCCUCCAACUCAUCUGAUUUGGAACCAGGCAUCCAGGCAGCCCAAGUUACAGUUGGCCUCAGCAACGUGACUCUUAAACUUCCAAUGGCGUCUGUCAUCCUGCAGCCUCCUGCACUGGAUCCCCAGGGCUGUCCUGUGUUUGCUCCGCUCAGUGAGGUGCAGAAUGAGACGUUCCUUGCCUGCUUCUUGCUCAGGCUGCAGCCACCAAUCCCUCUGAUGAUGCCUUUUGUUGAGAAGCUCAGACAAAUAACAGAUAUUGCUGUACCUGAUGCUCACCUGCAGGGGUCACCCUUACCCCAGCUGCUUGUAAGAUCACCAAAUGCAUGCUGGAAGGAGAUUUUUACAGUGCCCUCUCCUGGCGGCCCGAUGCACAGUUGCAUUUUCCCUGAAGCUGCGUGGGAUGUACCCACACAGAAAGCAGUCUUAGUGGACAGGGUUCCCUUCACUCAACCAGCCCACAUCCCAUCUCUGCUGGAGCUGCUGCGCCAUCAGUGUGCCAUUAACACCCUGCUGAGGACCUGCACCUCCGGCCGGCGCUCCAGUCCAGGUGAGAUUGGUGACCUGCCUUAUGAAGUCCUCCCAGAGUCUUCUACCAGCUUUUCGGUGACCUUCCACCGACCCCACGCUGACUCCCUCGCUGUCUUGAUGGUGAGCGUUCCCAACCCACGUCGGAUUACUUGCAAGCUGUUUGGUGUAGGAAUAUGUGACCUGUCGCUGGAUGAACACAUCUCCACAGUUAUGAACAGUUGCAUGUCCAUCCCUGUGACCAUGACGACGUUAUACGGCAGACUGGAGGAAAUCUUCUCUGUCGCCACAGAAGUAGAAAAAGACUCCUCGAGUCCUGCGAUGGACAUCAGCUGAGAGUCGCCCACGCUUGUCCAAGGGACGACCGCGCCAGAGGACAGCGUCUGUGUUUGUGAUUCAGCCAAAUCUGAGCUGCUUUCUGGAAUAAACUCCAGCGCACCUGACAACACUUAAACAUUCUAGCUGUGGGUGGGUUUCCUUGGAGAUGAUAUAAACAUGAAAAAGUGUGGCAUCAUUUGUUUUCUUCACCCACUUUAUCCAAGAAAUGUGUGCUGCGACUCUGCGUUUGUCCGGUGGAGAUGCUGAUAUGCAGCCACUGGAGGUUGGAUUUGUCUUGUUGUGCAUUCCAGAGUGGCACAGAUUGCUAGUUAUAGAGGUUUGAGGUCUGAGAUUUGACCUCAGAUGGCCAGAAGCCCAGCUGCUCGGUACCGGCCAAGCCAAUCUAACACUUUAAAGACGUUCUGGAUGGCUUUAAAGCAAACACAUUAAAAUGAGAAGCAUUUAGGAUGUGUUUGUGUUGAAUGAGAUUUCCAAAAGCAUUAAAAAGGUAUUUUGGGGCAUUUUUAGACAUCUCUGCAUUAGAAUUCGAUAGGAUUUCAGAAAUGACCCCUGAAAUCAGCAGGUGAUUGGAAUCUGUGGUCAUGCUACCAACAUUCAGACAUUUAAUAAAUUUUUUGUGACAUCGUCAUUGCUAAUCACUAAUCCAUGCUAGCAAUAAGGAAUCGCUCAUGUGGAAAUUUUACUUGCUGGACCACAGCUUUCUAGUUAUCAGAUAUUUUAAGUGUAUUUGGUAAUUAUAGUUUUGAGCUGCAUCAGAAUUAGCCAAAAUUCACAUCUUCAUUUCCAAGUAACUUCACUUCCUGAAUGGCCCAGGACUGAUAGGCUAACAGCCAGUCAGAGCUCAGUUAAGGCCAAAGCAGUUUGCUUCCAUAUUAAAACAAUUCCAAUUUCCUAAGUUUCCCAUCAGUUCAUCCAAAAGUUAUGUUCGAAACCUCUACUCUGCCAUCAGUUUAGCAUAAAAGGGUUACUUCAAUGGAAGCAUUAGCAGUUACUGCUACAUUUGACCCCUAAAUGCACCAAAGUGCCUGCCUGGCAACCUAUCCUAUAUACAGUCAGGUCCAUAAAUAUUGGGACAUCGACACAAUGCUAACAUUUCUGGCUCUAUACACCACCACAAUGGAUAUCAUGAAACGAAGAAGACGUGCUUUAACUGCAGACUGUCAGCUUUUAUUUGAGGGUAUUUACAUCCAAAUCAGGUGAACGGUGUAGGAACUACAACAGUUUGCAUAUGUGCCUCCCCCUUGUUAAGGGACCAAAAGUAAUGGGACAAUUGGCUUCUGAGCUGUUCCAUGGCCAGGUGUGUGUUAUUCUCUCAUUAUCCCAAUUACAAUGAGCAGAUAAAAGGUCCAGAGUUCAUUUCAAGUGUGCUAUUUGCAUUUGGAAUCUGUUGCUGUCAACUGUCAAGAUGAGAUCCAAAGAGCUGUCACUAUCAGUGAAGCAAGCCAUCAUUAGGCUGAAAAAACAAAAGAAACCUUUCAGAGUGAUAGCAAAAACAUUAGGGGUGGCCAAAACAACAGUUUGGAACAUUCUCAAAAAGACGGAAUGCACCAGUGAGCUCAGCAACACCAAAAGAUCACGGAAAACAACUGUGGUGGAUGACCGAAGAAUCCUUUCCCUGGUGAAGAAAACACCCUUCACAACAGUUGGCCAGAUCAAGAACACUCUCCAGGAGGUAGGUAUAUCUGUGUCAAAGUCAACAAUCAAGAGAAGACUCCACCAGUGUGAAUACAGAGGGUUCACCACAAGAUGUAAACCAUUGGUGAGCCCCAAAACAGGAAGGCCAGAUUAGUUUGCCAAACAACA